Messenger RNA from Lagopus muta (rock ptarmigan), 3600 nucleotides. Its product is annotated as olfactory receptor 14A16-like. NCBI's taxonomy places the organism in Eukaryota, Metazoa, Chordata, Aves, Galliformes, Phasianidae. Gene Ontology annotation, biological process: G protein-coupled receptor signaling pathway. The transcript has a single exon. Gene Ontology annotation, molecular function: G protein-coupled receptor activity; olfactory receptor activity. Gene Ontology annotation, cellular component: membrane. The record is from RefSeq and is a predicted model, not a curated record. Bases 1935 to 2870 code for a protein of 311 amino acids.
CAUUUGGCCAGCAGAAUAACACCCCAUGCCCCAUGGGGACAGAUGCAAAAGGCACACUGGGUGCCCUAAGCACAGGGCUGUGGUGGCAUUCAGGAUGGUGAAGAAUACCUCCCUUCUGGACCUCAGCUGAUGCUCAGGAAGGAGGUGUCUGUCUCAGAGAUUUUCCACCUCAGUUUACAAGCACCAGUAAUUGUAUGCUUCCUUUUUGUGUUUGGGUUUGACCAGGUUGAUCUUUCCCAGUCAUGCAGGACUUCAGACAUUUUUACCUGGUUUCCUCUUCCUUGGAAUGGACUUAUUCUGCUUGCAAGCAGUGAUCCUUAAAUAGUUAACAUAAUUUUUUACCUUAUUCCUCUCAGAGCUUUACCCUGCCACAACACUGUACCUCACAGACACUUGAAGAAGCCAAGAUGUGCUCUCCUGAUGCCCAAAGCUGUGAGCUUCUCUUUUGUCCCCCCUUCAGACUCAAGUUCUCUUUGAUCUUCACAUUCCCCACAAGCCCUUCCUUGACAGUUAGCAUGUGAUCCAGCAGGGCAUCACUCCUCACAGGUUUCUCUACAGCUUGGUCCAUAAGCUGUCACCUGUGCUCUCCAGGGAUCUUCUGGAUGGCUUCUCAAUGGCACAAAUUCAGCAGAUUCCAAAUUACAAUCAUAUCUCUUUUGUCUUUCAGGAGCUGUUGGCCAUGGAGACCCAGGGACAUCUCAAGGGAGUGGAGCGCUGAGGAUAAAACUCACAUCCUCUACUGCUGUGCUGGGCCAGGCUCCUGGGACGCAUUGAGCUCUUACAAGGGCAGCACUGCAGGGAGACAGCUGUGCCCAGGAGCAGCUCCUGUUCACCACAAAGCAGGGCUGGGAGCAUAAUCUGCAGGUGACUGAGCUGAAGAAAGAGAGCUUACAGGCUGUGUGGCACGUUAGCCGGCUGUGAGCUCACUGGAGAAGCAUGUCUCACAGCCCUUAACUAGGUAAGUCUCUCACUGCACGCAGUGUUCUGGGUUUAACUGCAGGAGUCACUGAAUUUGGAACAUCCCAUUGCAGAUCAGGAUGCAUUAACUCUGCUUCUUAAUUGUGGAUUAAAAACUGCUCCAUCUAAGGUCUUCCAUGCUGCAGCAUCAGAGCACAGCCCUGAGGGCUGCGUGUCCCUGCAGAGCAGGUCCCUGCUGUGCCCCAGGGGCUGUGUGCUGGGGCAGGGACUCUGCUGCCUGCCAGGCUCAGCACUCAGCCUGCCCAGGGAGCUGCGGGGAGACGUGUGGGGGGAAGGAGCCCUCUGGCAGGGCAGGGCAGGGCAGGGCAGGGGCCUUCAGCUGCCACAGCUGCUGCCUGGGACAGGGAGCUCAUAGCUACACUGCACCCAGAGUGUUUCUAAGGGCAUGUUGCAAGAGGAGAGGCAAGGCAAGGAUAUUCCUUUUCCUAUUCUGAGUGAAGGAUGAAUGAAGGCAGAAAUCUAAAAGGGGCUGUCAACUUUGAACACAGCUCUGAGACUCCCAAAUUUUUCUUUAAUCAAUAGCUUGUUUUGUGUACAGGCACAUGCAAUCAGUCUCUCCUUUCUCAAAGGAUUGAACCUGUUGAAAUUAUUGUCAUUUUCUGCAGACAUGAAUAAUGCACUUAUCCCACAAACAGACAGAUUUCACUAACAGACAGUGCACAGAGGUUAGGGUUGUGGGCUCAAAGAGCAGUUGGGGUAAAGAUAUGAGACAUGAAACAGAUGAAAAUAUCUGAGGAGAUGGGAUAAGACUAGAAAAUGAGAGAAAGAUUAAAGCUCCAGAUGCGUCCUCUGCUUAUGAGUAGUGGAGCUUCAUGAAAUUAAAUGGAGCCAAUGGAACAUUUGCUAAAGAGAAAGUGAAGGUAUUAUAAUAUAGCAGGAGGAGUGACUCUGAGAAUGGCCUUGACUUGUCGUUAUCUUCUGCACUCUGCACAGGACUCCAUGCCCAGGAACUGCAGAUGCCCAACAGCAGCUCCAUCAGCCAGUUCCUCCUCCUGGCAUUGGCAGACACGCGGCAGCUGCAGCUCCUGCACUUCUGGCUCUUGUUGGGCAUCUACCUGGCUGCCCUCCUGGGCAACGGCCUCAUCAGCACAGCCGUAGCCUGCCACCACCGCCUGCACACCCCCAUGUACUUCUUCCUCCUCAACCUCGCCCUCCUCGACCUGGGCUGCAUCUCCACCACUCUCCCCAAAGCCAUGGCCAAUGCCCUCUGGGACACCAGGCACAUCUCCUAUGCAGGAUGUGCUGUACAAGUCUUCUUUUUACUACUUUUCUUUGGUGCAGAGUAUUGCAUUCUCACCAUCAUGUCCUAUGACCACUACGUUGCCAUCUGCAAGCCCCUGCACUACGGGACCUUGAUGGACAGCAGAGCUUGUGCCACCAUGGCAGCAGCUGCCUGGGCCACUGGACUUCUCUAUUCCCUGCUGCACACUGCCAACACAUUUUCACUGCCUCUCUGCCAAGGCAAUACAGUGAAACAGUUCUUCUGUGAAAUCCCCCAGAUCCUCAAGCUCUCCUGCUCAAAAUCCUAUCUCAGGGAAUUUACACUUAUUGCGGUUAGUGCACUUGUGCUUUUGGGGUGUUUUGCUUUCAUUCUUUUCUCUUAUGUGCAGAUCUUCAGGGCUGUGCUGAAGAUGCCCUCUGAGCAGGGAUGGCACAAAGCCUUCUCCACGUGCCUCCCUCACCUGGCUGUGGUCUCCCUGUUUCUCAGCACUGUGGUGUUUGCAUACCUGAAGCCCUUCUCCAUUUCCUCCCCAUUCCUGGAUCUGGCGGUGGCAAUUCUCUACUCAGUGGUUCCUCCAACACUGAACCCUAUUAUUUACAGCAUGAGGAACAAGGAGAUCAAGCAUGCCCUCAACAAAGUGUUUCAGCAUGCAAUAUCCUUGCUUCAAUAAUUUGCACGACUUCCUCACAUCGUUCCCAGUGAUGGAUCUUUAUAUUUUAUGUAUGUAUGUGUCUCGCUCCAAUUUAUAGGAGGGAGAGGAGGUUCUUUUAUUAUCUCUAUACCCAGUGUGAGAUGAAGAAGCAACGGUUCCAAUGUUGGUCCGACCAGUUGAUUACAAAUCUUAAUCAGGGAAAUGGGGAAGGGGAGGAUGGACACUAUUAUGAAUUAGGGUAAUGGGGAAGGGAAGGAGGGCGAUAGAAAAGAUAGAAGAGAAUAAGCAAGGAGUCUUUAUAGGCAGCAAGAGGGACACAGUCACCACCAUGGAUCCAGCAUGGUUCGUAGUUCAGUCUUUGAUCUUCAGUAGUGGUGGGUCGUCGGGCAGAGUUGUUCUACUAACGACCACGACAACGACCAUGGUGAUGAUGGCCCCUUUUCAAUGGUUUCAAAGUGGUUGAGUCAGCUGUCUUUGGAGUGGCAGCUUCUGGCUCUGGGAUCUCAGCAGAAACUCCUUUGUUCUCAUCUUCCGGGCCUUGCCAGCAGAUAAGAGGGAGCAGGGAUGCCCAUCUGCAUCCUGUUUCUCACAGAACACAAUGGUAUCAUUCCCCAGUUUUCCCACACCUAGCUGGAGCUGUUUAGUCACAGGCCGGAUCUUCGGCCAGUGAACACUCCUGAGCACUCUGAUCCGCUCUUCUACAGAGCAAGCAGCUCUGGAGGAAGGGGCUUUCAAAUGUUCCCAAAGC